CCCGACCGCUGGCGUGGCCCGCUGCAGCCCUCCCGGGUCGAGCGGCUCCGCCGGGCUCGCAGGCGGCCUCCGCAGCAGCCCAAGCCCAUGAGGGCCGCGCGCCCCGCCGCCGGCGCUGACGAGACGGAGCUCCCGGCGCGCGCGGAGGAGCGGCGGAUCAAUGCGGUUCCAGAAUCGAUUCCAGCGUUUCAUGAACCAUCGGGCCCCAGCCAACGGCCGUUACAAACCGACGUGCUACGAACAUGCUGCUAACUGUUACACCCAUGCAUUCCUCAUUGUUCCGGCCAUUGUGGGCAGCGCCCUCCUCCAUCGGCUGUCCGAUGACUGCUGGGAAAAGAUAACAGCAUGGAUUUAUGGAAUGGGGCUCUGUGCCCUCUUCAUCGUCUCCACGGUGUUUCACAUUGUGUCGUGGAAAAAGAGCCACUUAAGGACUGUGGAGCAUUGUUUUCACAUGUGUGAUAGGAUGGUUAUUUAUUUUUUCAUUGCUGCUUCUUACGCUCCAUGGUUAAAUCUCCGAGAACUUGGACCACUGGCAGCUCAUAUGCGUUGGUUUAUCUGGCUCAUGGCAGCUGGAGGAACCAUUUAUGUAUUUCUCUACCAUGAAAAGUAUAAAGUGGUUGAGCUCUUUUUCUAUCUCACAAUGGGCUUUUCUCCAGCCUUGGUGGUGACAUCAAUGAACAACACGGAUGGACUGCACGAGCUUGCCUGUGGGGGCUUGAUUUACUGCUUGGGAGUCGUGUUCUUCAAGAGUGACGGCAUCAUCCCCUUUGCCCACGCCAUCUGGCACCUGUUCGUGGCCACGGCAGCUGCAGUGCAUUACUACGCCAUUUGGAAAUACCUUUACCGAAGUCCCACAGACUUUAGGCGCCAUCUAUGACCAGCCUGUACUAGGUCUCCAAAGCAGUAUUAUGUCAGUUGUGGCACUUGGGAGCGGGGAAAGAGCUGCAAAUUGCACAGGGGGGGCGGGAGGCGGGGGGGAGAAAAAAACAACCGCACUGACUUUCUUCAUAUCUUUCGAAUAUAAUUACUGUGAAAGUAUAAAGCUGUGUUCUGGGAGUUUUUCUCCUGCAUAGCAAACAAAUCAGGUCGAGAAUUAGUUAUUCAUUCCAUCCCACUGUCGUGAAGGACUUUGGAUAGAUUUGGCCAGCUGAUGUUUACAAACCAGAAUUUUGUAUUUUAGUUUUACAGAUUUUACUACAUGAUUUUUCUAAAUUCCUAGGGGAGGUUGCAAAAGUCAGUGCAAUAAGAAAACUUCCUUUUUAAGAAAAAAAAAAAAAAACCCAAUUGUUUCUAUCACUUUCCCAUUCACUGUGUGAAGAAUCACGGACAGAGCUUAUACUACUCUCUACCAUGUUCCAUCUUGGCAUAACAUGGUUAUUUUUUAAAUAGAAACUUUAGGUUUUUGUAAAUUUUUAAAGAAACAAUCUCAUUGAAGCACAUCUUUGCAGCUCCUCCUUCAUGUUGUGAAUUUUUGCAGUAAGCAACCAACAUUCCACAAAUGGACAAACAUUAUACCUCUUCUGACAGUUUUAUGAAACGUGGAGAAAUUGCCAAUUUUUAAAAACUACAGUUUUCCAAACUUUUCUGCCAACCUCUAACUGAAUUCAGUGCUGUUUGGGGCCGUAUACAGGACCUCGUUUGGUUUAUCAGUGAUGGAAAAGUAUUUUGAUAUCAUUCACUUUUUCAAAAGAUCCACAUUUUCUCGAUGCCUUUGCCAUGCGUUCUUCAGGGUCUCUUUCAGGAGGGGCUGAGUAUUGUGUGUGUAUUGCAACAGCCGUGUUGGGGAGACCACCUGCUGGGCUCUAGGAAUACAGUGAAUCAUUGUUGUUUGUUUGUUUGUUUUUGCCUGUUUGGUGCCUCGUAGCUCUCUAGUGCCUGUUUGAUACUCAUUUCAAAUUGUGGAGCUGGUUGCAUCAAUUCAAAUUCCUGCCGUGUCCUCCUGCAGCCCUCAGUGUACUGCUUUUUGAUUUUGUUUUUGUUUUAUCACAGCAAAAUAUAUUUAAAGAAUUGACAAGCAGAAACUCAUGUCUAUAGCCCAUGAGUUAUAUCCUGACUCAGUAGAGUGGUAUUUAUAUAUGUAUAUAUUAUGUUUUUGGUUUGCUCUCAUUGUCUUAUAUUAAGAUUAACAUAUUAGUUGCUUUAUUGGUGUUUUAAGAAAUGAAAUCACCUUGCCUUUAGGCCAGGGGUGCAUGUAGCCUGUUUUUCUAGCAAUGGGCUUGCUCCUUGGAAUUGUCAGUUAACAGUAGGCUCAUGAACUCAAAAUAUAUACUGAUGUCACUUUAAGAGAGAAUGUAUUUGAUACUUAUGUUUAAAACUGGUGAGGUAUUGGGGGGUGAGGAACAGCAGAGCUGACACUUCCGGUGAAUUCUUAAGAAGGCAAGGUACCUAGUGAUGACGCCAUUAGCCCGCCCCUGUAUGCAUGCUUCUGGACAUCCGGGUGCCUGUUAUUUUAUUGCGUGUGUUUUAAUAUGUUAACUUUUUGUGGAUUCAGUGAAAGUCUGCUCAAAAGUAGCACUGUCAAAACCACUAAAUAUAUGUAAAAUAUUGUGCUGUAGACUGAAAUAAAAUUGUUACUUGGAUUUA
Molecule: messenger RNA, 2583 nt
Organism: Octodon degus (degu)
Lineage: Eukaryota; Metazoa; Chordata; Mammalia; Rodentia; Octodontidae
Gene: Mmd
Product: monocyte to macrophage differentiation associated
Exons: 7
Coding region: 161-877 (238 amino acids)
Cellular component (GO): membrane
Molecular function (GO): pore-forming activity
Source: RefSeq, a predicted model, not a curated record